AUGAACGUUGACCGUUUUUGGUAUUCUAAUCAAACAGUGGCUGUUCCUGCUGUUUGGCACUACGUCUCAGGAGUGAUUUCUUUAGCGUGUUUACUAUUCGGCAUGAUUUCGAACGGUUUAGUCAUAUUCGUGUUUUUCAGAAACAAUGGUCUACAACGUCCACGAAAUUAUUUUCUCAUCAAUCUUGCCAUUACAGAUCUGGGUCUGCUAUUAACAAAUAAUUCUAUGCAUGUUAUAUCGUCGUUUCGAAAACGGUGGAUAUUUGGACAGAGUGGUUGUAACUUUUACUCUGUGUGCGGUGGUGUAUUUGGAUUAACAUCCAUUGCAACGAUGGCCUCGAUUUCGUUGAAUCGUCUAUCUGCUGUAAAUGAUCCAUUCAGUUCACUGAAACUGAGUAGCCGAUCUACUUUACGUUGUCUGGUAUUCACAUGGAUCUACGGCUCAAUGUGGAUUAUGCCGCCGUUAUUUGGCUGGAAUCGAUUUAUUCUCGAAGCUUUUGGAACGUCGUGCACAUUCGAUUAUGUGUCGAAUGAUCUUACCGAUCGACUAUUCAUAAUAAUGCUAGUCACAGGUGGCUUUUUCAUACCGUUGACAGUUAUUCUACUCUCAUAUUCUUCAAUAUUAUCUAAACUUUCCCAACGCGGUCGCGUUUUGGUAUCAAAAGAAAGCGAUGGAAAGUCAAGUCAACAAAGUAACGCUGGCAGCUAUAGUUUCAAUCAAUUAAACAACGCCAAUGACAUUAAAACUAGUCGAGGAGGAUCGACAGUUCUUGAUUAUCAAGACGAAAAUAGUUAUACACGAAACAUGCGUCGAACCGAAGCUCGUGCUACACGUACAGCCUUAUUCAUAUGUGCGCUAUUUUGUUUAGCGUGGGGCCCAUACGCGCUCAUGGCUCUGAUCUCUCUCGCUGGUUUUAACUAUUUAGUCAAUGCGUAUACAACAUCAAUGCUUGGCAUCCUGACCAAAUUUGCGGCAUGUAUGAACCCAUUAAUUUACGCUCUAUCAUUAAGCGGUUUUCGUGAACAAAUUCAAUUACACGUUCGGGAAGCUUGUCAUUGUGGCGUCAGAGACACUCGACAAUUUCAAUCAUCAAAUUUAGAUCUAACGCGAAGACAGCUUUCAAAUACGACAGAUUAUAGUAAAUCAUAUAAGAUAACGUCGAACACAGUGAUUCAGGAGGGUUUGUAA
Molecule: messenger RNA, 1188 nt
Organism: Adineta ricciae
Lineage: Eukaryota; Metazoa; Rotifera; Eurotatoria; Adinetida; Adinetidae
Source: the annotation of a GenBank genome assembly